AUGAGCUUAGUCCAGAACCAAAUCUUGCUUCUUAGUUUUGCUGCGGUUGUUUCUUUGUUCGGUUUCUUUACUUCUCAUCAUGUUCCGCUUUCUGCUUAUCUACUAAUAUGGGCCAUCUUCCAUUCCUGUGAGUACCUUUGUACGGCUAUGUAUCUGAGGCGAACCUUGACUCCAUACUCUUUCUUGGUAUACGGCGCCACAGGAUCUACCCACUUGAUGGCCGUUCAUCUUUUAAGUAUCAUGGAGCAUAUUGUCACUUCUCGGAGAUGGGGAAACCAUGGUCAAGUUUUCAUGGGCAUACCUGUGUCUUUAGCUGGCAUAGCCAUUCGAGAUCUAGCCAUCAAAAGUUGCGGCGACUCUUUUUCCCACUAUAUAGAAACACAGGGAACUCACCGUUUGGUGACAAACGGAAUCUACUCUUUCUGCCGGCAUCCUAGCUACUUGGGAUUCCUCAUCUACGUGUUAGGGAUGCAAAUGAUCUUGGGCAAUAAGAUAAUGCUAGUUUUUAGCGUCAGUGUAUUAGCUUGGUUUUUCUUCAAGAGGAUUCGCUUGGAGGAGUGGUUUCUAGUCCACAGAAUCUUCGGAGAAGCGUAUGUCCGAUAUCAACAGGAAGUACCUGCCCUAAUACCCGGUAUUUACUAA
Molecule: messenger RNA, 642 nt
Organism: Clavispora lusitaniae ATCC 42720
Lineage: Eukaryota; Fungi; Ascomycota; Pichiomycetes; Serinales; Metschnikowiaceae
Product: methyltransferase family protein
Biological process (GO): C-terminal protein methylation
Cellular component (GO): membrane; endoplasmic reticulum
Molecular function (GO): protein C-terminal S-isoprenylcysteine carboxyl O-methyltransferase activity
Source: RefSeq, a predicted model, not a curated record